Molecule: messenger RNA, 3789 nt
Organism: Drosophila melanogaster (fruit fly)
Lineage: Eukaryota; Metazoa; Arthropoda; Insecta; Diptera; Drosophilidae
Gene: m-cup
Product: mann-cup
Exons: 6
Coding region: 519-2624 (701 amino acids)
Source: RefSeq, marked reviewed
GUUUCAGUUAUUGUCAUACCCCAGUUGUGUACACACUGUUUUGACGUUAAGAUUUUUGCUGACUUUUUAUUUAUAAACAGAAACACGGAAAAACAUGGUGUAAACCGUGAUCCAAACACCAACACACACCGCCCACGUUUUUGUUGUUUUGCACUUUGCAAUUGCGAACAGCGAGUAUCGCCUCCGGUACUCCAUAGAUUAGGCACCCAAGUUUUACGCUGCAUAGAAAUUGAUUCGAAGAGAAGAAGGAAAGGCAACCAAGCGGAGAUACAGAGAGAGAAAAAGAAAGUGUUCGGACGGCCUUGGGCUGAAAAACGGGAGCAGCGAUAAGCAACCCAAUUAAGUAGCCCAGGCUGGUGGGUUCAGUAGGUCACUGCCGCACCGUUUUCGCAAGGGGGCAGUGGCCCAAGGACAUCCGGGAGGAGGCCAUACACCAUCCACCACCCACCCAUCUACACCCACUGCAAAGGAUAUAGAGCCAGCCACCCAUCAAUUGGCAAUGAGACGGUGCGCUGGCAAUGCGCUCACUUGAAGGCAGCCGUCGUCGACAGGUCGAGCAGCUGCAUCUGGUUCUGGAAGCCAAGGAUCAGGAUCAGGAGCUCAAUACCCGACAAGAGCAGGAGCAGUCAGUCGCACGGCCAUCGAUGGCCAACGAACGCAAGCAGAGCAGUCCCAAGGUGGAGCUAACAAAGCUCAGUCACGACCUGAUCGAGGAAUGUAAACGCAGCCAGGAGGACUCGCUGCUGUCGCGCCACCUGCGCCACGAACUAGAAAAGCUACCCCGCGAUUCUCGUCGCGAGUUGGUGCGAAAGCAGCGAAAUGGCUGCGCGCCCCUCUUUAUCGCCUGUAAACGAGGUGCCGUGGACAUCGCUGAGUAUCUGAUCACCAUUUGCGAGGCGAACAUCGAACAGAGGGGCCACUUCGAGGUGCCGGAGGACAAUAGCUUUCACUAUGUGUCGCCACUAUGGGCGGCCGUCGUUUCGGGGAAGUUGUCCAUGGUCAAGUACCUGGUACGUAUCGGUUGCGACAUCAAUGCCACCUCCGAUUCGGGAUCGACGCCCGUGCGAAGUGCUUGCUACAUGACCCACGUUGAUAUCGUCAAGUUCCUGGUUGAAAACGGAGCAGACAUCAAGCGACCCAACAUCAAUGGCGGCACCUGCCUGAUUAACUCGGUGCAGUCGGUGCAGUUGUGCUUGUAUCUAGUGCGCAAGGGGGCAGACAUUAAUGCUAGGGACAUUCAGGACAAGACGGCGCUCCACUACGCAAUCCAGGAGCACCGGCUGGAUACGACGAAACUGUUGAUUGAGCAAGGCGCAGACCCAUAUGCCAGGAGUCGGUACGGUGACGAUGCCCUUCGAACUGCAUGCCUUAAGGGAGCACAUCACAUCUUCGACUUCUUGAAAAAGCAGCUGCACUACACGCCUGCUAGGCUCGCAGAAGCCCACGAGCUGAUGGGAUCCACGUUCCUCGAUGAGCACAACGAGUCGAGGGUGUGCAUCCUGCACUGGCGCAUGGCGCACCACAUCCGGGCAGCUUAUUCACCGUAUAUAGAGAAAAAGCCGCAGGUUCCUUUGCGCACUGCUUACGAGAAUGCAGUGGAGUUUAGUACGCUGGAGGAGCUGGAUAACAUUGCCACCGACAUGGAUGCAAUGCGGACGCAGAGCCUACUUAUUUGCGAGCGUGUUCUGGGACUGACCCAUAAGGAUAUGCUCUUCCGCUUAACUUUCAGGGGUGCUUCGUAUGCGGACUCACUCCAGCUGCAACGCUGCAUUGAUCUGUGGCGUUUUCUGCUCGAAGUGCGCGUAUCCAACUGGUCUAUCCUGCAUUUUGAAACUUGUUUUGCGGCACAGGCGCUGGUGCGUUUAAUGUUGGACUUGCAUGUCCAGAACUCAAGUCAUAUAAGAAGCGAUGCCAGAGCAAGGUUUGUCCAUCAGGAUAAAGUGCUGCCCAGGUUCGAGGAUGUGCUUGGUGUAUUUCGAACACUGUCGGAAAGCGCCAUUGUCGUGAAGCAUCUGCUGCUCUUGAGGCCUGUUUUCAGGAGACAGCAGGAGAAUUACGACCGGGUGAUGAGGUGCUUGGCUCACCUUAUCUAUUUGCUGAUCAAUACCGUCCACACGGAGGCGCAGAACAAACUCAUCUGCCAGGCGGUCCACGAAGCGGUGGUGGUGGGAAACUUGCGAAGUGCCAGCACCGCCGACACCAUGCUCCAUCUCUGCGCCUCUCGGCUAAAUGUAAUUAAGAGCGGCUACAUCACUGAUGACAACUUUGCCGAUACUGUGUUCCCCAAUGCGGAUGUCAUCAAACUGCUCAUCCAGUGCGGCGUUGAUGUCAACACAAAGAACGAAGCCAAAUCCACUCCUCUGCAUGUGGCCUGCCAGCCAUACAACUAUGACAAUGAGAUUGUUCACCUUUUGCUCAAGUGCGGAGGUGACAUCGAUCAGCCGAAUCGCGCUGACAAGCGGCCCUACGACUUAAUAGCCUCCAAUCCCACCAGCACCAUUCCACUGCUCAACUUUGUAACCCUGCAGUGUUUGGCGGCCACGGCGAUAAGCAAACACCGGAUACCCUACCACAAUCAGCUGCACAGGCAGCUCGAGAAGUUCGUGCGAAACCACGAACCGUAAGGAGAUAGUUUAGCUGGAAAAAAAAGCUGAAUCGAAGCCGGAUAUGUGUUUAAUGUCUAUGUCUUGUCUAAAUUAAGGCGUUUCAACCUAGGAUGCUUACCUCCUUAUGGAAUUUUCAAAAUUUCACCAGUGUCGGUAACUUUGUUUCGCUCUAUAUAUUAAAUACAGAUAUCUAUAUACCUAUUGUUAAAUCGGCUCUACGUAGUUUAAUACUCCAAUUGAGUUCAGAAGAUAUAGAUGCAAAAUCAGAACAAAUAUUGUAACAGAACAAGCAAAAAGUGUAAACGAUGAACGUGAUAUUAAAAACUAUAUAUAUAUAUAUAUAGAGUGUAUCGGAAAUAUUAAUAUUUUAGAGAACUUACAAAGCGGAUGGCGGAUUUUAGUAUUUAACAAACUCUGCUCUGCUGUUUGAUUAUUAGAUCCUAGAGAGAGCAACUCAUUGUAACGCCAAUACAGUUUACACAUUAUCUAAAUACACAAAAUUACGCCUGAAACAUAAACUAAACAUACUAUAAACAUAUACAUAUAUAUAUAUACACGCAACUAGAAUAACUAAUUGAACACUUGUUGAACCACUAAUAUCGAAUUCGAUAGCUGAAUGUGAAUUGCAAAUUGUGAGAGGGCCAAAGUCACCGAAUCUGUUCGACAGCAUUUGUCCCUUAACUUCUUAUGAAUGCCGCGCUUUCUAGACCUAUGUACUACUAUGUGUGGGUCAUUAUACUUAACAUUAUUAUCUUGGCCUACAGCAAGUAUUUUAACAAUCGUUUCUGUGAGACCGAUGGCUUGAGUUCGUUUAGCACGCGUGUUGCAUAAGCCGGAUCGAAUAAUUAUCUAACUAAUUUUGAGUAAAACGCCAGUCUAAUCAAUAAAUUGAAUAGUUAACAGUUUACUGUCAAUAAAUUGAUUGAUAUCAUUUAAUUGGGUGUCUAAAGGAUCCAAAAAUACCUAUCAAAAUUUCAUAUUUAUGUUGCUUAUACUUGAAACGAAUAAGAAACUAUCCUAUUAAAAUAUGUCGGAAAUCGAUCCUCAAUCAUUUGUCAGUAUUUGUUCAACAGCCCAUGUAAAACUGUCAGCUUAAGCGUAGAAAAAACAAAACAUGAUUCGAUACACAUGCUUAUUGAAAAAAAAAAAAACAUUUUAUUUUCUUUGGUUUUGUGGUCAUCCG